CGGCUUUGCGAGACUUUUCCAAUUUCAUCACUGCUUCCCCUGCUUCCCCCUCUGCGCAACACGCCGUGUGUAUAUUCGCAGUAGGACCACUGCCAUGUCAGAAGCGGCCAAUGAAGGGUCGGCUGCGCGCCCCCAGCGCCCCGGCGGCCAGGCUCGGAGGAACCGGAUGCGGCUCAGCUGCGGCGAGUGCAGGGCCAAAAAGCUGGGCUGUGACCGCAACCUGCCGUGCCAGCGGUGUGUGCGGUCGGGCCGGCCCGAGCUGUGCUCGUUCGGCGCCGGAACAAGACGGCCACUCCGGGCUGCGUCAAGCACCACUGCAAACCACUCGCAGGCCGGCCACAACACGGCCCUGAUCCAGCAGCUGCGCGCCGAGGUGGCCGAGCUGAGAGCGCUUGUGCUGUCGAAGCCGUCCCUCGCCGAGACAGCGACCCCCUCGCUGCGCGAUGCCGGCACCGCCGAUUCCGGCCAGACAUUGUUGCCCGACGAGCUCGACGAGGAGCAAGGGCCUACUAUCCCUGUCCACGGCGACUCCGGCAAUGCCGAGCUCUUGGACCUUAGGGACAGGUGUCCGCCCGGCUACUACAGCCAGCACACCCUGUUCCGGUCGUUUGAUGAGGUCCCCCAGCUGUUCCCCUUCAUCAGGGAAGCCGCCGACGAGUGCUUCCGGCCGCGCGGCGUCAGCCUCAAGAAGAUCAAGGCGACGUGCACCACGUACACCGGCAGCCCCGACGCCGCCACGCUCGAGGCCCUGCUCCCGCCCCAAGAUGCCACGGACGCCCUCGUGGCCUUCUAUCUGACCUAUCUCGAACACGUCCACCGCAUCGUCCACGUGCCCAGCUUCGAGGCCCUGUACGCCAGCUUCUGGCCGGCUUCCGGCAGCCCGGGCCGCACCCGCCACCCGGCCCUGACUGUGCUCGUACUCUGCAUGCUGUCCAUCGCCGCCGUCUGCGCGCCAGACACGUCACCCGCGCACCGCGCGUCAGCGCCCAAGUGGGCGCACGCCGCUGACGCGUGGAUCAGCCAGCGCGGCGCGAAGGCCAAGUGCCGCAAGCAGCUGGUGUACUUCCAGACCGCGUGCCUCGUGUACCUGGCCAAGCGCGCCAACACGAUGCGCAAGAAGCGCUUCUGGAACCAGACCGGCGCGCUCGUCCAGGACGCCGUCCUGCACCGCCUGCACUGCGACCCUCCGAAGACGGACGCGCCGUACCUGCGCGAGAUGAAGCGCCGCGUGUGGGCCGCCCUGCGCGAGCUCGACCUGCAGAACGCCUUCGAGUACGGCCUGCCGACGCUGCUGCACAGUCUUGACGACGGCGGCGGCAGCCCGGCUCCGGCUCCGGCUAAUCUUGACGACGACGGGUUUGGCCAGGCGUCAAAGACACUUCCAGAACCCAUGCCCGACGGGAACUACACGCGCGCGUCCUACCAGGCGCUCAGCGCGCGCAGCUGGGCGCUGCGUCUCGAUAUCUCGCGCCGCUUGUUCGCCGGCGCGGCAGGUGUGGCCUUGCCGUAUGACGAAGUGCUGCGGUAUACGCGGGAGAUUACGCAGGCGCUCGACGCGCUGCCGACGUGGCCUGCCGCCUCUUCCUCCUCCUCCAACACCGGCGAAACUAAACCCGCCAGUGACAAUAACAUGCCCCUGCUCGUCUCCGCGCUGCUGCAAUUCCAGCUCAAGGAGGCGUUGCUGGCGCUGCACCGCCCGCACCUCGCGCGCGGGAGCGGCAGCGGGAGGAGUGGCGGGUUCUCGUCCCUGUCUGAGGUCCUCUGCUACCACACGGCGCGCGACGUGCUCGUGCUCAACGUGCGCCUGGGGGAGGCUGGCGUUCAGGCGUUCGCGCUCGUCCGCGAGGAUUUGCUCGUUGCGGCGCUGGCGCUUGUGAGGAUUGGUGUUGGGCAGCCUGGUCCUGUCGCAGGUAGGUACUGUGUUUCUUGUUGUUCUUGUUGGUUUUGUUCUUGUUGGUUUUGUUGUUGGUUUUGUUCUUGAUGGUUUUUUGUUGGGUUUGUUCUUGUUGGUUUUUUUCUUGUUGGUUUUUUCUUGUUGGUUUUUUUCUUGUUGUUGGCUUUGGUUUUCAUGGCAUGGUUGUAAUGAUGUAAUUGCGUUGACCGGCUCUCCUUUUUGGAGUGGUGUUGUUACUUCUCUU
Lasiosphaeria miniovina is the source of this 2138-nucleotide messenger RNA. RefSeq lists its product as uncharacterized. Gene Ontology annotation, biological process: regulation of transcription by RNA polymerase II; DNA-templated transcription. Gene Ontology annotation, cellular component: nucleus. The coding region runs from base 95 to 1981 and encodes 628 amino acids. Gene Ontology annotation, molecular function: RNA polymerase II cis-regulatory region sequence-specific DNA binding; zinc ion binding; DNA-binding transcription activator activity, RNA polymerase II-specific. NCBI's taxonomy places the organism in Eukaryota, Fungi, Ascomycota, Sordariomycetes, Sordariales, Lasiosphaeriaceae. The record is from RefSeq and is a predicted model, not a curated record. The transcript has 3 exons.